Molecule: messenger RNA, 1230 nt
Organism: Rotaria sordida
Lineage: Eukaryota; Metazoa; Rotifera; Eurotatoria; Philodinida; Philodinidae
Source: the annotation of a GenBank genome assembly
AUGGGUUGCGGAGCAUCCUCGCCAAUGCCAAUAGGCAAUCUACCCAACGAACGUUCAUCAUUAUUACCAACAUCAUCUACUACAUUAAAUCAACAAUUAGAUUUAAAUCAAAAUCCAAAACGAGAUCGUAGUCGAAUCGUAGUACCUUUAGAUGAACUUGUUCAAAAUUUUCUUCUUGUAUGGUUGGAUGAAAAAUUCGAUGAAUCAGUAGAUGAUUAUGGUCAUUCAAUCAAACAGCUACGACGUACCGUUAAUAAGAUUGAAACAUUCUGCGAAACUGAUGAAUGCAUCGAGUAUAUACUACAACUUCAAAACCAAAAAAUACUUCUUAUUAUUUCUGGUGCACUAUGUGAAACUGUUGUGCCACGCGUUCAUAAUAUGACACAACUCUAUUCAAUUUAUGUAUUCUGUCAAAAAAAAGAAAAAUAUGAAGAAUGGGCAAAAGACUGGCCCAAAGUGAAAGGUGUUUUCACUGAAAUUAUUCCAAUUUGUGAUGCAGUUCGACAAUCUGCUCGACAAUGUGACGAAGAUUCUGUCCCAAUCGGUUCUGAAAUCGAACCCUCAUUCAUGUAUACACAACUUUUCAAAGAAAUUAUUCUCACAAUCGAUUUUCAUAAAACGAAAGAAGUGAAAGAUUUAGUCGAAUAUGCCCGUAAACACCCGGACUAUGUCGAAAAUAAUGAACAGUUGGAAUUUAUCAAUAAAUUUGGUGAAGAAAACAUGGGCGAGUACUCGAAAGCACUUUCAUAUUACGAAAAAGACCUGGAGAUCAGUCUGAAAGCUCUCCCUCCGAAUCAUCCCAACUUGGCUGCUUCCUACAACAACAUCGGUAUGGUGUAUGAUAACAUGGGCGAGUACUCGAAAGCACUUUCAUCGUAUGAACGAUCACUUGAAAUCCAAAAAAUAGCUCUCCCUCCGAAUCAUCCCGACUUGGCUUCUUCCUACAACAACAUCGGUAUGGUGUAUUAUAACACGGGCGAGUACUCGAAAGCACUUUCAUCGUACGAACGAUCACUUGAAAUCAAAAAAAUAGCUCUCCCUCCGAAUCAUCCCUCCUUAGCUGAUACUUACGAAAACAUUGGUCUCGUUCAUGAAGACAUGGGUGACUACACAAAAUCACUAUCGUUUCUACAAAGAGCAUGUAAUAUACGUGAAAAGUCUCUUCCACCACAGCAUCCUAAGAUUACGAAGUCACAAAAUAACAUUGACAAUGUAAAAAAGAAAAUGUAA